AUGGCAGCCCCGCCACCCAUCAUCCAGCCAAAGGUCUCAUACGGAAGAACCUAUGAGGCAGACCUAGGCGUACAUGCAAUCAUCCUGGCAUCGAUGAGGAAGGAUCUCGCCUACAAGCGACUCGACGCAUUCGUUGACGCAUUUGGACGCUUCCACGCGGACCAUGACGCCAAUGAGAUCCAUUUCCAACUGAGCAGAUCCAAGUCACGGACAAAUAGUAGCUACUACCUGUGGCGCAAGGUCCGCUCAGCCCAGAAAAUAUGCAGGAAUGGAUUAACCAAACGCAUGGAGAUGCGACGGUACUCGAAUCGACCGAGGAAGACGCAGAUACCGGAGAUCUGCAAGAGAAAGGAGUUCAACAACGAGGAUUGGCGGUCGACCAAUUGCCCCGACAAUUUCCACAGCCAAGGAUCUCCCCCACAACGGGCUCGAAUCAACCUCAAUGACGUGUUUGGCAACGCGUCCGAGUACAAUAUCCCGAUUCUAGAUUACGACAACGAGCGAAACGUCGUAACCGGUUCGGAACCCGGCGCGGAUAAGCCAGACGUUCACCCGGCAGUUCCCAAGACUACAACCAUUGAUGGCGGCGCAUCCUACAAGACCACCAUCACCAACUUGAACCAAAAACGUUUCAGGGAGGUAGAACGGUUCACAAAGAACCCGAACACAAUGCUGGAGAAUCAUGAUAAGCGACUGAAUGACAUCGCCGACGCAGUCAAGUCCCUGAAGGGACUGGUGAAGCAGCAACAGACCCACAUUGACGCCUUCCACACAACGUACGCAGCAAAAAGCGAGGUCAAUAACGUCAAAGACGAUAUUCUGCUCAACAUAAACAAUAAAUGGCAGGAGGGCCGGAACGUGUUGCGGGGCGGAUACAACACGUACAUGGCUAACAUGAAAAUCCACGAAGCCGUCUGUGAUGCACCACCAAAGACGACAGCUGACGCCCCGACCGCCAAGUCAAAGGGCCAGAAGAAACGAGAACGAGCGAAAAAACCAAAGCAGGUGGAACAGGCGGGCGAAGAGGACGCAAAGAAGGUCAAGAAGGAGGAAAUACGGGGACACACGCUAAAGGGCAUAGAGACCCGAUGUUGGGAGGAUAAAUACAUCAGAAGGCGUCGGAAAAAGGGUCCCGUUGAGGGCAACGGGACGAGCGAAGAGGGCAGUUGCUACUUCAAGGCCGGCUACUUGCAAGGCGACUGUCCGUCUGGGGUGCACUUCUUUGGUCUCCACGCCGCGCACAACGAGGGCGACAUUGGCGCCGCUGCACUAGCAGCACCGGCCCUUUUAAGUGGGGGCGUCCUUCUUGUUAUUGUUAGCCACGGUCUCCAACUGCUGUGCGUCGUUGAAACCAUCAAACUCGGUACGCCUGAUAGCUGCCACAAUUCUAUCAACAACCAGGCCGUCGGCAGCUUCUGGCAGGCCAGCGGCUUCUUCAUGUUCGGGAAGAGCAUUCACAUCUUUUUCUACGCGCAGGCAGAUUGCCAGGGCGCAUCAGUCGAUCUUGACUUGGCCAUCAAAGCUGGCUGCCAGGCGGGGAAUGCGUUCCUGAGCUUCAAGUCAUCCUCGACCGGAGGCGGGGGCAGCGGCGGUGGUGGUGGCUCCGGAGGCGGCAGCGCGUCUAAAGGAUCAUGCCCCAACUCGGUGUCACAGCCAAGCAACAGCGGAACCAAUACAGUGACGCUGGCGAUGUACUCGGCUUCGUGCUGCAGCGGCGGUGCAGCCUUUGAAACAGCCACAAUUGGGUCUUUUGGCAUCUGCCACAAGGCCAACGUUGGCUUCAUGGUGGUGGCGGGCUCGCGCUCGCCGCCUGGCACUGGCUCGUCAUGCGGCGGCAGCAACGGGCCGGAUCAGCCUCCCAAGAAGAACGACAACAACGUGCCUGACGCAGACCGUGGGCGCCACAUGUUUGGCCGGGGCAUCCACAUUUGGCUGUAUCCGGACUCGAGUUCGUGCCAGGGAGAAUCGGUCGCCGUGACGCUAUCCGAUGAAGACAGGUGCUAUGGCCUCGGUUCCGGCAACAACCGGGUGGCGUUUGUCAGCUACGACACGGGCAGCCUAGCCGACGGCUCAGGAUCAUCCUCGUCCAGUGGAAGUGGAAGCGGAAGCACAGGUGGAGGCGGAUUUGGGGGCAACUGUGCGGCACCGCCGCAGCCCUUCAGCGACACGACGGUGCAGCUCGUCCGGUACGAGGACGCAGGCUGCUGCCAGCCCUUUGGGACGAUCCAUCUCGGGAACCUAGGCGGAUGCCACAACGCCAUCGACGGAAAGACGAUGACAAGUUUGCCCAGGCGCCAGGAAGCGGCUUGUUCGGCCAGGGCAUCCAUCUCUGGCUGUUUACGGGUGCCGACUGCACGGGGACCUUACACCUUCAUCCAGUUCCCAUCGCCGCAGGGAUGCGUCCCCGGCAGGGGCGGCACCUUCUUGACCUAUCGCAUCGCCAAGCAGAGCUCGUGCAUCGCGCUGGGCAUGGGCUUCCAGGCGUCCAUAAUCAAGUCCCACUACGCCGCGUGGUUCGGGGGCACGGAUGCCUACGCCAGCGCCAUCGUCGUGCCCAACCAGUUCACCAGCGUUUACAAUAGCAACGGCGGCGGCAGCGGAAGCCAGCCGUUCGACCUCAACUUCUUCAGCGACGUGCUGUCGAUCGAUUCCGAGGCACAAGCACAGAAUCGCAGCCUGAGCGGUCUACGGGUGACGGGCUGCGAUGGCUCCGAGGCCCAGCCAAAUCUUCACAUUGUCAACGAUGUGGGCGGCUUGUGGACUUGUCAAAGAGCGACCAACUCAAACGCGGCCUGCUUCUCCGAGAUUGGUUAG
This is a messenger RNA of Lasiosphaeria miniovina, 2814 nucleotides long. RefSeq lists its product as uncharacterized. The record is from RefSeq and is a predicted model, not a curated record. NCBI's taxonomy places the organism in Eukaryota, Fungi, Ascomycota, Sordariomycetes, Sordariales, Lasiosphaeriaceae. Bases 1 to 2814 code for a protein of 937 amino acids. The transcript has 9 exons.